Molecule: messenger RNA, 1696 nt
Organism: Molossus molossus (Pallas's mastiff bat)
Lineage: Eukaryota; Metazoa; Chordata; Mammalia; Chiroptera; Molossidae
Gene: RNF11
Product: ring finger protein 11
Exons: 3
Coding region: 498-962 (154 amino acids)
Source: RefSeq, a predicted model, not a curated record
AGGGCCGCAGCUGGCCUCGUUUUGGCCGCCGCCGCCGCUUUGAGGCGGAGUAGGAUGAGGCCCGCGGCCGCGGCUCCGGCGUCUGCAGGAGCAGCAGCAGCUGAGGCAGCAGCUGAGGCAGUCGCGACGGUCGCGCCCCCCCCCUCCUGACCUGGAUUAGGCCCAGCAGCUCCGUGGCCGCCGCCGCCCCGCGGGGGGGCGGGGUGGGGAAGUGUUUCGUCUCCCCGCCCGCCCCCCCCAACACCGCCUCGCUGGGGGCUACUGUCGCGACCCCGCCGGAGCCCGCGGCCCAGCCUUGAGCCCCCGCCCCCGGGGGCUGGCAUGAGCGGCCCUUCGGCGGCGCCGGGGGGCGGGGGAGCCGCCACCGCCUGAGCCCCGGCCUGCCGCCCGACCCCACCUCUCAGACCGAGGCUGACCGGGGAGCUCACGGAGGACCCCGCCACUGCUUUCUUCCCACCCCUCCCCCACUCCCAGAUCACACACCCUAGCCCCGGAAGAUGGGGAACUGCCUCAAAUCCCCCACUUCGGAUGACAUCUCCCUGCUCCACGAGUCUCAGUCCGACCGGGCUAGUUUUGGCGAGGGGACGGAGCCGGAUCAGGAGCCUCCGCCGCCAUAUCAGGAACAAGUUCCAGUUCCAGUCUAUCAUCCAACACCUAGCCAGACUCGCCUAGCAACUCAGCUGACUGAAGAGGAACAAAUUAGGAUAGCUCAAAGAAUAGGCCUUAUACAACAUCUGCCUAAAGGAGUUUAUGACCCUGGAAGAGAUGGAUCAGAAAAAAAGAUCCGGGAGUGUGUGAUCUGUAUGAUGGACUUUGUUUAUGGGGACCCAAUUCGAUUUCUGCCGUGCAUGCACAUCUAUCACCUGGACUGUAUAGAUGACUGGUUGAUGAGAUCCUUCACAUGCCCCUCCUGCAUGGAGCCAGUUGAUGCAGCACUGCUUUCGUCCUAUGAGACUAAUUGAGCCAGGGUCUCUCAUCUGACUUCAAGUGAACCAUCAUUUUUGGUGGUUUUGAUCUUUUGUCACUGAGCCCAAAGAGCCAGGGAUUAGGAAUUAAGAUCAUGCACAAAAGUUUCCUAAAAAUUCCUGAAUGGCUGCAGAUGUUGAGGGAAAGUAUGUCAUAUUUUAGAAAUGUUAGGGGGAAAAGUAGGAUGGUAUUUUUAUGUAAAGCCUUGACCCAGUGUUUAAAAAUAUAUAAUUGUAUUUAGGUCUUGUUAUUGCUCCACUACAUAGGUAAUUGUGUAAAGUGUUACAGCAGCUGUAUAUGUUUAAAUUGUGUGUGAAGAUUAGGAAAAAGAUAGUGGUUGUUUUUCCUAAAUGAAAUAACUUUUCCCCACCCAAAUUCUUUUCUGAAGUUGCUGGCAUUUGGGUCAAGGUUUUAUUAAAAGCUACAUUUUAUAACACUGGCACAAAAAAAUAAGUAGUUUUAAGCUUGUUUGCACAGUUCUUUUUUUCCAUUGGAAAUGGAAUUCAUUGCCUUAGGUCUUUUUAAAUAGUGUAUUAUUAUCGUUGGGGCUGGCUCUAUGCUUGAAAACCAGUUUAUUUAUAACCUGUUAUAAGUGCUAUAUCUGUUUGCAGUUAGGAAAUGCAGAAUUCAAAGUGAUCUCCUAGCUUGUAAGCAAACUGAGAUGCACUAUCCCUUUCUGUUAAAAAAAAAAAAAAUUAGUUUAAUGUGUCAAGAAACAAAUUCUGGUGAA